AUGCCGAACAUUCCCAGAUCAAUCCUGAUCACCGGCGGCACCAGUGGCCUCGGGCUUUGUGCUGCCACCGAGAUUGCAAGGCUACGUCCGCAGCAUCGUAUCAUACUGGCCUCGCGCAAAGACCCAGACAGAAGCGCGGCGUCGAUCAACCAAACGCUGGGCCAGGACAAUGUCGAGUUCAUGCCCCUUGAUCUCGGACACCUGGACAACGUCCGCUCCUUCGUCAAGGCCUGGGGCGAGAAAAACAUGCCCCCAAUCUCUGAACUGCUGCUGAACGCAGGACUUCAAUUUCCCCAUGGUGUCACCCUCACCGCCGACGGAGUGGAGGCCACCUUCGGCAUCAACCACGUCGGCCAUGCGCUCCUAUUCUACCUCUUGCAGCCGUAUCUGGCAGACGAAGCCCGCAUCGUCAUCACUGCCAGUGGCACCCAUGAUCCUAAGCAGAAGACAGGACUUCCCGACGCCAAAUACACGUCCGGCGAAGAACUAGCCCACCCCUCCAAGGCAACGGUCAAUAACCUGGGCCGGCAACGCUAUGCCACGAGCAAAUUGUGCAACGUCAUGUGGACAUACGCCCUCCAUCGACGCCUGACACGGCUGAACAACAAGAAGUGGACAGUUGUCGCAAUGGAUCCCGGCCUCAUGCCUGGCACAGGGCUCGCCAGAGACGCCGGACCCUUGGCCCGCUUUCUUUGGAACAGUGUGUUGCCUAGGAUCAUUCCGCUUAUCCGCCUUUUAGUGUCGCAAAACACACAUCUUCCGCAGGAGUCUGGAGCCUCGUUGGCAUGGAUCGCUCUUGAUGAGAAGGAGCACUCAACAAGCGGCGUCUAUUACGAAGGCAGAAAACAGAUCAAAUCCAGUGUCGAGAGUUAUGAUGAGACAAAGCAAGAAGAGCUUUGGUCGUGGACCGCGAAGUUUGUAGCAGCCAAUGACAGGGAGCUGCAAGCCUUCCAGGUCGCUCCUUGA
Capronia epimyces CBS 606.96 is the source of this 966-nucleotide messenger RNA. RefSeq lists its product as uncharacterized. Lineage: Eukaryota; Fungi; Ascomycota; Eurotiomycetes; Chaetothyriales; Herpotrichiellaceae. The record is from RefSeq and is a predicted model, not a curated record. Bases 1 to 966 code for a protein of 321 amino acids. The transcript has a single exon.